Molecule: messenger RNA, 2271 nt
Organism: Electrophorus electricus (electric eel)
Lineage: Eukaryota; Metazoa; Chordata; Actinopteri; Gymnotiformes; Gymnotidae
Gene: spry2
Product: sprouty RTK signaling antagonist 2
Biological process (GO): negative regulation of Ras protein signal transduction; animal organ development; multicellular organism development
Cellular component (GO): membrane; cytosol
Source: RefSeq, a predicted model, not a curated record
UUAAGGUACGUAACUUCUAAUCGGAAAGUGGCUAUUUCAAAUCCCGCCACUGUUGGCUCCCUGAGCAAGACCUUUAACCCUCAAGUUGUAUUCCGUCAUAAUUGUAAGCUUUGAAUAAAAGCGUCAGAUAAAUGUAUUGCCGCAAACGCGAAGCAGCGUUUCUUCAGUGCGCACUUUGGCUUGGCCCUCCGGGCGCCCUCUGGCCCGGGGAGUGAGUGCGAGGCUUGGGCAGCCAAUGAGCUGGGACCGGAUACGUUAUAUCCUCCGGGACAAGAGCUACUCUGUUCCCCCUUGCACAUGACGCCAUUUACAGCACAGACCCGACCUUCUCUCCGGAAAGAAGAAGAAAGGAGAAAAACUUGAAAGCUCCGUAGCCAAACAGUCAGAAGACACAUGUUUCUGGAGAGCCGUCCGCCUAACACGCGAUUGAACUUGCCACACUUUAUUAUCGCACAAAGAGUCGGCGCUGCAUAACGACACGGCUCCCCUGCGUUAAUAACGUGUCGGCUUUUACUCGCUUGGAGUGGAUUUCUGCCUCUCUCUGCCUGCCUUUUUUGUGCGUAGCGAAGAAACAUUUCGCAACUGUCCCAAGUUUUCCGAUUUUGUGAAUGGGCUCCCAAGCGCGGUGAGGGAUUCACAACACUGAGCACCAGACCAAUUCAAAGUGGUGAGAUCACGGACUGCAGAUGUGGUCCAGCCGCGUGGGAGACGUCUACCUUCAGAGCACCGAUGGAGACGAGAGCUCAGAGCGACGGUGGAGAGGUGCUGCUGCUGCCACCUGGUGGACACGCCGCCACAGACGACGAGAGCAGUGAGACGCAGGCUCCGCCCGUGCUUGCCCUGCACCAGAUCAGUGCCGCACACCUCAGCAACGAGUACUCGCAGGGGCCCGUGGGCUUGGGACGGCCCCUGGCCGACGGCACGACAGCGCGGGACCAGGCCCUGGUGAGCAGCUCGGUCGGGACAGCGCACACGUGGCCCCUGAGUACCGUGAGCAGGUCGACGAGCGGCACUAGCAACGCCUCCCGUAGCACUGCCCGUAUCAGCACUGACAGCGCCUCCUCGGACCUGAGGCUCCUGGGAAAUGUGGGCAGGACGAGCGGGAGGCACGUAGUGCGGGUGCAGCCUAAGCGGAGCGAGGUCACGCAGGAAGUGCUGAAGCCCCUGCGUGCGACCUCAGACGAGGAGAACGGGACUGGCGGGGGCGUAGAAGGGAAGCACUCGCACCGGUGCAAACGCUGCGGCCGCUGCAGGUGCGCGGAGUGCGCGGAGCCCCGCCCACUCCCCUCCUGCUGGCUGUGCGCUCGCCGAUGCGUGUGCUCGCCCGAGUCGGCUGUCGACCACGCCACGUGCGUGUGCUGCCUGAAGGCGCUGUUCUACCACUGCUCCAGCGAUGACGAGGACGAGUGCGCCGACAAACCCUUCUCCUGCCGCCAGCCCCUCUGCUGUGUGCGCUGGGGUACGGCUGGCGCCCUGACCCUGCUCCUGCCCUGCCUACUGUGCUAUCUCCCCGCGCGCGGCUGUCUGGCUUUGUGCCAUGCCUGCUACGAUCGCGCCAAAAGGCCCGGUUGCCGCUGCCACAGUGCCAGGCUCACCCACUGCAAGAACGUUGAUGUGUAAGCAGAGGAUAAGAGGAGGUGGCGUUAUGGGUGGCCGUGGGCAUUGUAGUUUUGGCACUGCAGGGUUAACCCUGGAACUGACUGGCAUAUUUGUGUGUAAUUUCGUUUUGGGGUUUUUUUGAGGGGGGGGGGGGGUUGUCAUGUGUUCACCUGUAAGUGCUGGAGGACAUAUCAUUAUCAUAGCUCAUUACUCUCCUCUCACCUGUUGUUAAUCUGAAGCCUUGAAUGUCGUCAAUAGUCACAUUCAGUAACAUGACUGGUGUUGUACACAUUUCUCCAACUAACCUUUGUGCCUGUAGAAUCCACAAAGUUUGUAAAUUAGCAAGCAAAUGCCCUUCUUCAGAGAUGUUUUAUUUUUGUAUAUAUUCCAACUGUGAAAAGCCUUGAUAGAUCUUUUUAUAUGAACAUUUAUCAUAAAUACAUAGCAUUGUGCAUUCGUUUUGAAUGUAUAUCAAUCAUUUUUUAAUAUUUUUUAAAAAGUCUUACAUGAAUUAUCCCUACAUCUUGUAAAAUUGUACAGUGACCCUCAAAAAAAGUUUAUUUUCUAAUUCCAACACAUUGUUUAGUGUAAAAAUAUUUAUUUUAAGCUUUAUUAUUUUAUUAAAAAAUAUUUAUUUGAAGAAGCAUCCGAUAGACAUCACCCUGACUGUGA